GAUAUUAAAUAUGCCCAAAAAUGUUUUAAAAAAAGGAGAAAGGUUAAAAAAAAGAAGAAAGAAAGAUAAGCUUUUUACCUACAAGUUGGCAAAAUAGCAAAGCUUUUUUACUUUUCUUUUCUCUUUUUUUAGUCUGAUUUUAAAUGUUCACAUAUAUAUAUGUAUAAGAGAUAAGAUAUGUUUCCUAAUGAAUUGGAACAUAAAAAGGGAUAAAAUAAAAUGAGAUAUAUAUUACGUAACAUUCUGAAAUAGGUGAGAGCAAAUUGAGUCAUGCAGAAGGGGAUGUCGUGGCUUUGGAGCUUUCCGCGCUGGCAUUGCCACUUUCUGAUGCCUUUAUUUCUUUAGUUACAUGCUACGAUUAGAAACAUCGGUUAUAAUUUAUUCAUUUAGCAUAUUAAAAGUAAUAAAGAAGCAUGAACAUAGUUAAUAAAAUCACAAAAAAAGAUCCAUUUGAAUUGGAUCCCACCAUAUACAAUAAAUGUUGUUUCAUCAAAUCGUCACCCAUGUGAAUUCACAUGGAGUAUGUACCAUACUGAAUAUAUAUGUAUGAUACAAUUUAGCGGACAUUGUAUUUAGCUAUAGAUGAUUAUAAAUAGGUACAUGUAUUUCGAAAAGUAUAGGUAAAUGAUUAGUUAGUUGUUAAGAUACGAAUGAUUUGGUAGUUGAUGUUUUUUUGGUGAAAGAAAGAAUAUAUGUCACACGACAUCUAAGAUUCAUACAUAUAUUUUAGAAUUUUGAAGUAGGUAAUGUCGAUUAUACAAAGCCUGAAUAGUAUUCGGUGUCUUCUGCUAAACUUUAGUACCUUUAAACUAUAAUCCAUCAUAGUAUUUCUACCGUCACAACCAAUUAGUAUUCAUCAUUUUCGGGGUCCAUGACCUUAGUCGGAUAAGAUAUUUCGACUAUAAUAUACGAGCAGACAAAUACGUAUGUCGACACGUAAUUAUGAGUAAGAAUAUACAUGGUGGGGAUUGGGGAAAUGGUUGAUUGGUCAAAGAAAAGAUUACAAAUAAAGAGAGCAGAAGAUCCAUCAAGAGUUCAAGACACAUGACAGGUCACAUUCAAAUAUGUAAUUAAAUAGUUUCAUGUAAUUGUAACUUUUCUGACGUGUUGUAAUGGAAUUUGACAUUAACAAAAGUAUAUACAUUAGGAAAUAUAAAGGUGAGAGAUACAAUUUGCCUUAGCUUACAAGAAAUAUUUGGUCACUGGAGGAUACCAGGCUUUUCCGGCAUGUAAAUGAGUUGGCCUUGCUAUGCACUCUUGAUUAUGCUUUGUCAGUUCCACGUAGGUUUUCUUAACUACAAGAAAAUACGUUGAUAUUAAAUCAAAAAAUAAUUAUAUAGUUAACUAUACACUAUGAAAAAAUAUGUUGACAAAAAGAACUAUACACUAUGAAAGAAAGAAAAAAACACUAUACACUAUGUUGACUUUGUCGUAAUCAUAAUAUCGCAUGUAUCUUAGACUUAGAGGGAGGGAAGGAGAAAAAAAAAAGAUGUACAUAUAUAAUUCUUUUUUUUUUUUGAACGAAUACAUAUAUAAUUCUUAAAAAGAGAAAAUACAGUGUAUAUUCAAGAUGGCUUUAUUCUAAUAGAUUGUUCUUUGUUCUUUGUUCUUACUUCUUACUCUAUUUGAUCAUUGUUGGACAAUUAAGAAUUGAUAGUUCCAGGCUUCUAGUUCUUUCCAGAUCAGAUUAUUUCAUAAUAAUUUGUAAAUUGUAUAUGAAUAAAUUAACACACUUCCUUUAAACACAUGUUUACACUCCUAAAAUACCUCUAGUCACACCAAAACCUUCCUAUAACACUUAGAUCCUCACACAUCCUAAGCUUUUUUCUGGAAAGUGACUAAUACGGCAAAACUUUAGAGCAUCCCGAACGUGUAGUAUCUUCCCUAAGAGUACCUAAUAGUUUUAAUAUUAAUUGUUGUAAUAUAAUUUAAUUAAUAAUUAAACUGUAAACCAGUUACAAAAAAAUAAUAAUAAUUAAACUGUAAAUCACAAAAAUACAGGAAGCCAAUCACAAAGUUACACAUGUGACUAGAGUAUCUAACUUUUUUUUGAGGUUCUCAAAUAAUUUUUUUUGAAAAAUGUUCUCAACUAAGUUUAAACAUAAAAUCACGUAAAAACAAAAGUCAACAUUUAGUAUAAAUAAAAUCCAGCACAUACUAUGUCAUCACAUACCAUGUAACGUAAGAGUCCACACUAAAAAUUAAAACCACGCAUGUUAUUCAAUAUGUUCUUUCCUAUAUCUUACAAAUUAGUAUCAUUUUUUUUUCUUUUCUUUUGAACUGAAGUAUCAUUUUCUUCAUUAUGAUCUUUUGAAAUUAUAUUCCAUUUCGUAAAAUAUAUAAAACCAUAUAUAACCCGUAAAUAUUUUGAAUUUUGAUGAAGUUAUACAUAGUCAAUUAUUCUGUUUUUAUAUUUAAAUAAUAAAUAGAAAAGGAAAAAUCUAAACAAGUAAGGAAGAAAAAAAUAAGGUCCACUGAUAAUAAAUGGUAAUAAAACUAAAUACAGAGGUCAAUAUUAAGAAUUAUAUGGAAAAAUAAUAAUCUUUAAAACUAAUUUUGUUUUUUUCCCUUGAAUUUAUUUGUUACCUUCUUUCACAGUUUCAUAUUUAUUCAGAGGUUUCAUUUUAUCUCCUACUCCAUUUUUCAUCUAUCUCUGUAAAAAUCAGAAAUCAUUUCUUAAAAGUUUUUUUUGUUCACUAAUAUUUACUUCUCUGGUGAGAAGAAAAUGUCCUCAAGAGUUAAUUCUAAUUACCAGAGCUUUCUCGCACAUACUUCACCUCUUGUCCCUGUUCAUUAUCAUUCGCAGCCAAGUGGAGCGUCAUCUUCUUCAACGGUAGCUUCAGGAGCUGAAGCAAAAGAAGUGAGAAGGCCUCACAUCGUCCUCGGAGAUAUCUGGUCUGCUUAUGAAGAGUUUAGCUGUUAUGGUAAUGAAGUUCCUCUUUCUCUGGAAGGCAUCGACGAAGAUGUUACCUCGUACUAUGCUCCUACACUCUCAGCCAUGCAGAUCUUCACCAUCAAACCCUUCGCUGAUGACGGUGGUUCUUCUUCAAGGAGUUCGUCGAUAGGAGCAAAUGAUAGCUCAAGCUACCUUUAUUUUCAAUACAACGAGCUAGAAUUGCCGCACGAGAGGCACCCACUGACUGCAAAGAUUGAGCUACUGGCUGAGCAGCACAGUGGGUUGCGUAGUCUGACAAGUUCAGAUCUUUCUCCAGAUAGCUGGUUGUCCAUAGCAUGGUACCCCAUCUAUCAAAUUCCAUCAGUGAAAAGCCUGAAGAAGGAGUUAUCUGCUGCGUUUCUAACGUACCAUAAAUUGAAACCAGACUUUCCAGAAACAUUUGUUGAGGAUGAUAAGAAGGUGAAAGAGAAAGGAAAGUCAAGUAGUGAAGAAGAAGUUGUGUUUCCUCCAUUUGGAGCAAUGACUUACAAGGCCGUUGGUAAGGUGUGGAACAUGCCUUGGACAUCAGAUCAUGAUGAUAGAGAUAGGCAUGAAAAGGCUGCUUCCUCGUGGGUGGAAAAACUCGGCUUCACUCACAGUGAUUACAUGUUCUUUUUCAAAUGGAAGUUCUAUGGCAACCUCCGUCGGUGAUGCGGCGCUGCUGGGAUUUAUAUCUCUCUAUCUCUCUCUGAUCUUGAAGAUGGACCUUAUCUAUAUCUUUCUCUCAGACAAAACUGCAUGUUUUAUACUCUUGAGUUCGAGGUUUUUAUUUGUUUCUUUACAUUUUCAAGAGGAAGCUAUUGGUUAACAUUUUGGCUAAGCAAAACUCUAUCCGGAUUUAAAUAGAUUCAUCCCAAAACCAUUUCUAAAAUGCUCUAAGGAUGAAUGUGUUCUCUAGUCUUUGAUAGUUAAAUUCUUAACAUGAAAAAAAAAAACAGAAAUGAUAAUGAAUCAUCAAUCAAGAUUUUUAAAAUCCAAAAUCUGUUACCAUUUUCGACCUAUAGCCCAGUAAUAUUUGUGGUAAUUCUUUUUUUUUUUUUUUGUGGUAAUUCUACAAACUAACGGAGUGAACUAAUCGUGUGCUUAGCUUUCAUCUAAUAUAGUUUCUGUUGUACCAUACUACCAUAUUAUACAUAACAUGGCCAUACUACAACUCUAAUAUAUUGAAGAUACCAGUUUAUAUAUCCGAGAAAACCUGAAUAAUUGCUUCAAAAGAAAGCUAGCUGAAUAGUAUAAUCAAAAGCAUGUCUUGAAACAGACACAAUGUGCGAGAGUGAGAGAAGUCUCAUUUCUUAUCCUUGCUGUCAUCGACCCUAAUGAGCUGAACCGGAGCUGCUGGUUAAAUAUCUUACAUUGUUUUCAACAAUGUAAUUCAACAGUGACAAAUUAAUAAAUAUUUUUUUGAACAUCAAUUAUAAAGUCUCAAUAAGAACUGGUUAAAAUUGGUCAUAUAUCAAUUUGAAUGUCCCUAUACUUGUUAAGAAAAACUAAUUUAUUUAGUGCAUAAGAUUAAAAAGAAAAAUCUGUAACCAGUGUGGAAUUCAGUUUGACAUACAUAUAUAUAUAUAUAUAUACAGGGGGAUGUAAGGAGAGAGUAGUGGGGUCACCUGACCCCACCUCAUUUUGAAAAAUAUAUGUAUUCUUUUAGAUAAAUAAUGUGUUGACUCCAUGGAAAUAUUAUUUUUCACCCCACAAAAAUUUAAAUACACUAAAAAAUAAAUGAUAAAAUUUAAUUAUCUAAUUUUAACCACGGUAAGAAAAAUUUCUGGAUCCGCCACUAUAUAUAUAUAUAAAAUAUCUUACAACUUAGAAUCUAAAACCAUAUCUGAGAACUUCCAAAUUUGAAGCUAUAUAAUCACGUACGGAAAAAAAUUAUUCUUUAAGAUGUUUUAAUUACUGCAAUCAUUAUUUAAGAAUAUGGUUGAUGAAACAAAAUUUAAUAUUAAUGUAGACACCCUAAUAGAGUAUGCAUUCAUUCAAAUGUCGCAACUAAAUUGUUUUACAGUGAAAAGUAUAUAUGAAUAAAUUGAUUUAACUAAUUUUAUCGUCACAAAAUAGUUAUGUUUAUGUAUUUUAAGUUAAUUAUGUUUCACCAAAAUGAAGGUCACUUGAGCAUGAGUAAUAAAAAUUAUAAUCUUAUUUAUAAGGAUAAAAUACAAAAAUUUUGAAAUAAUACAUCUGGAUUAAAUCUUCAUCAAUAUAAUCAUUGCAUAUGUUAUAGAUUAGUUAUUUAAAUCAUACAGGUCUGAUGCUGUUUCGAAUCUUCAGAAUCUCUGUCCUCACAGAUGGUGGAAAUGCGUUACAAGUUUUGUGACAGACAGAACAUCUUUCUGCUGGUGCUGAAGGUUUGCUGCAGUGAGUACUGCAAAUGACAUUGCAAUCUGCCUCACCUCCAAUAACAAACACCGGUAUGAUCAUCAUCUGAUCAUCAUUAUGCAUACCACGUUCAAAAUUUUACCCAUUUUUCUAUAUGUUUUGUUUUCUUUUUUUCUUCUGUAUAUAUGAAACUAAGAAUGAAUCUAUAUAUAUAGAAAAAGAAUGAAUCUAUACCAAUAAAGUUGCUUUUUUUUUCUCUUUUGGGAAAAAAAAGACACUUGGUAUCUUCUGAUUUGUUCUAUUUUCGGAGUGGGCUCUUCUUUAGAUGGGCUUCGAAUUGAUGAUAUCAAAUCUGCAUUUUAUUAUUUCGGCCCACUCAUCCUUAAGGCCCGGUCAGACUCAGAGUUGCGCGGCCAGAGAAGAGAUGUUGAAGCAGAAAGCGUAGAACGGUUCCUCUUUCUCCUUCUUUAUUUUCUGUUAAUUAAUGCGUUUUCCCCCACUACUAUGCAUUCAGUCCGACUUCUUCACUUCCCCAAGUAACUCGCCAUAAGUUCCUGUAUAAAUGCGUUCUUCAUCUCGACAAAGAUCAGUCUUAUCGAUUUCCAGUUAUUACCAUGGCAAAUGCUCGUGUCCUUCUUGCUGGCCGGUGCUCCACCGUCAAUGGGACCUUAUUCUUUCAAAACCAAAGGCUUUGGUGAACCUUUUGACACAACAAUAUUUGACUUUGCUGAAAUGCCAUAAAGAGAUCACGAUGUUCAAGUAAGACUAUAAGGAACAAGAUGCCUCGGAAUAUGUAUCUCACACGGAUGUUUCUGCGACUGCGGGAAUGCAGCGUCCAAUGCUCCAUCCUUGGAGAGUGGUCAGGUCUAGACUAUGGAGUUGAGCUUCAGGUGGAUCUUUAUUUUGAUUAACAAAACAAUCAGAAUAUUGUUCUGAUCAAACGGAGUUUUUUUUUUGGCAGGAUACGUUGAUGUUAGGUACAGAUUAUUACCUAACUGAAUCUGGGAUUGCAUCUCUAUUAGCAGAAGGAAAGGUUCCAAUUGGUAUUGGUAGAGAGACAAAGAUCAGGUAAGUUUUGAAAAGAUAAAAAACUAGACACAUAGUCAUGUCCACAAUAUCAUCUGUUUGAAAGCCAUCUUUAAUACAUAGAAAUGUAUAUAUUUGAUAUGAUCUCCAUGAUGUUCAAACAUAUGUGAAGGUUUGUUUCCUUUGUCAAUGAUGUGUUUUUGUGUGUGUCAAAAUCCUUUGUCAAAUUCUAAUGUCUGGAACACAAAUAUCCAUUGUAUAUGCUAAAGACACCGGUUUUAACGAUGUGAUAUUAUGACCUUAUUUUGAUCAAGUUUUGCUAAUCUUUUUUUUUUAAUUACUACAUGAUCUAUAACUAUAAGAACAAAGUGAGGCCUGAGCCGUUCGGCCAAUCACUUUUUCUUUGUAUUAUGAACCUUUAGGUGAUCCUAUUUUUAUUAUUAAAAAUUAGCCUUUACUUUUCACAAAAAAAAUCAUGAAGUUUUAAUUCAAACAAGUUAGUUUCUAAUUUUGAAAUACAGCCACAUCCACUCAAAUAUCAAAUACAACAGUUCAACCCAAAUUUAACUACAAUCAAAU
This is a messenger RNA of Brassica rapa (field mustard), 6856 nucleotides long. RefSeq lists its product as uncharacterized. The record is from RefSeq and is a predicted model, not a curated record. Lineage: Eukaryota; Viridiplantae; Streptophyta; Magnoliopsida; Brassicales; Brassicaceae.